AUGUCGGGGGGAUCCGGAAGCGUUCCCGGGGUACCGCCCUCGCCCUCGGUCUUCUCGUCAUUCGUGGGCGCUGGAGUGACCCCGCCCAUGUACCCGGGGAGCCACCACGCCGCCCAUGCCGCCCACACGCCCCCGGGGACACACUACAACCAGCACCACAGACUUCACCCGCAGCUGUCGGUGCUCCACCAGGUCUUGUUUAUUCUCCUUACUCUUAUUACCCUGAAUUUAGCAUUUGAGAGAUUUGCGAAUCAGCUUUGCAAUAUAACUUUAUGGCUGCUUGUUGAAAUCACCGGGGAACAAGCGCGAGAGAGAAUGGGUGUUUCAGCUGGGAUGUUGAAAAGUGAGCUCGGAGGCGGCGCCGUCGGCGUUCCACCCCGUGGUGUCCCGCGGGGCGCGGCGUCUGCACGACGUGUCCAGCCCGGACCGCGACGCCGCCCGCGCCGAGGACCCCGGCGGCCCGCAGCUGCAGGGCGGGCCGGGGCGCCAGCUGGGGGACCUGCCGCCGCACGUGCUGCCGCCCUGGGCCACUCCAUGCCGCCCCUGGGGUGCCCAGCCUGGCAUGGCAACCCGCUCCUCCCGGGCAUCUUCGACCGGCGGCUCCUGCGCGUGUCGGGGCGGGCGGCGCGGCCCAAGAAGCAGUUCAUCUGCAAGUACUGCUCGCGCCACUUCACCAAGAGCUACAACCUGCUCAUCCACGAGCGGACGCACACGGACGAGCGGCCCUUCCCCUGCGACGUCUGCGGCAAGGCCUUCCGCAGGCAGGACCACCUCAGGGACCACAAGUACAUCCACAGCAAGGAGAAGCCCUUCAAGUGCGGCGAGUGCGGCAAGGGCUUCUGCCAGAGCCGCACCCUCGCCGUCCACAAGAUCCUGCACAUGGAGGAGUCGCCGCACAAGUGCCCCACCUGCGGCAGGAGCUUCAACCAGCGCAGCAACCUGAAGACGCACCUGCUCACGCACACGGACCUCAAGCCGUACAAGUGCGCCACCUGCAGCGCCGUCUUCAGGAGGAACUGCGACCUGCGGCGCCACAUGCUCACGCACUCCAUCGGCGGCCACCUGCCGGCCGACAAGGAGGCCGACGAGGCCAAGGGCGCCGCCCACGACGACCUCGCGGCCUCGGGCUCGUCCUCGACGCCCUCGCUCGCCCUCUGCGAGCGGCGCGACGGCGCGGCGGACAUCGACGACGACGAGGCGGAGGACGAGGCCGACGACGACGACGAGGACGAGGAGAUCGACCCGGGCCGCCCCGACGACGCCUACGGCUUCUACGAGGCGGAGAAGGCGGACGACGAGGAGGACGUCGAGGAGGAGCUGGACGACGACGACGACGAGGGCGGCGACGAGCCGCCGACCACCGCGUGUCCGCCCUCCGCGCGCAGGGACAUGCACGGCGCCGACCUGCACCCCGCCCACGCGCCGCUCGCCCACGCCUCCCUGGCGCACGCCGCCCUCGCCGCGCCGCCCGCCCACGCCACGCACGCCCACACCGCCCACGUCGCGACGCACGACCCGGGCGCCCACGGCCCGCACGCCGCCCACGGCAGCAACAGCAGCAGGGACUCCGGCAUGUCGGGGCCGCACGGGGCGCCGCCCCCGAGACCCUCCUCGCGCCCGCACGCCCACGUCACGUCGCUCUACAGCCACGGCCACGGCUUCUACCCCGUGGUGGGCGGCGGGGGCGCGGGGCCGCCCGCCUCGCACUUCCGGGCGGCGCCGCACGACCUCAAGCGGCCCAUCGAGCAGGUCCUGGGCGGCGCCGGGCCCUCCGGGGCGCCGCCCGCCGUCAUGGGCGUGCAGGCGCCGCUGCACAUGGGCGGCGGGGCCAUGGGCGCCGCCCCGCGCCCGCCCUACCCACCGCACCCGCCCGAGAGGCCAAGAAGAAGGGCUUCAUGAUCGAGGACAUCAUGAACGGAUAAUCACCCCCCC
Molecule: messenger RNA, 1932 nt
Organism: Penaeus vannamei (Pacific white shrimp)
Lineage: Eukaryota; Metazoa; Arthropoda; Malacostraca; Decapoda; Penaeidae
Source: RefSeq, a predicted model, not a curated record